AUAUAAAAAUGAAAUUCAAAAAAGGAGGUGAUGAGCUCAAGAUUGCAUUUAAUAGUGCAUCUAAAGCUUACAACAUAGAAGAUUUUGAAAAGAGCAUGCAAGACUUGGACAAUAUAGAUGUAAGAAUAAGAGAUUACUUGGUGAAUGAAAUUGGUGUCGAAAAGUGGACAAGACUAUAUGGCAUGAACAGGAGAUACAAAACAAUGACAUCAAAUAUUGCCGAAUCAGUCAAUGCAGCCUUGAAAGCAGUAAGAGACCUACCCAUCGCAACUCUACUAGAAUGCCUACAUUCAUUGGUGCAAAGAUGGUAUUGGGAAAACAAGAAUAGAGCCCAAAAAACUACAACAACACUGGCAAAAAUACCUGAAAAAACAUUAAAGAAACAAAGAGAUAUGAGUUUAAAGUACAAGGUUGAAACAGCAAACCUUCUGGUAUACCAAGUACACGACAACAACAGAUCUCACAUAGUAAACUUGGAGAAUAAAACAUGCAGCUGCCAACGAUUUGAAUAUGAUGAAAUGCCUUGCUCUCAUGCAAUGGCUGUACUAAGCAAAAGGAACCUGUCUUGCUACAAAUAUUGCUCAUACUACUACACGAAAGAAGCUUUUAUGGCAACAUAUGAAGACAGUAUACUCCCAUUAGGUGAGGCAACAUCAUGGAAUAUACCAGAUUUAAUAAGAAAUAUUGUAGUCCUCCCACCUAAACAUAAGAGAGCUGCCGGAAGACCAAAGAAACAACGAUACAAAAAUAGACUUGAAGCAAAAGCACAAGUGGUAUGCGGUCAAUGUCACCAGAGAGGACACAACAAAAGAUCAUGUAAAAAUGACCCAGUACUAAAACCACCAAGAAAAAGAAAAAGAUCAUAAGAUCCUGAGGUAAAAUGAAUAAAUGUUGGUAACCAUCAAACAUGGUUACUAAAUAGACAGUAUACAAAAACAAUUUACAAUGAUAAUUGUUAGUUGAUAAAGCUUUUCAAUGUAUUAAUACAAACUUUUAAUAAAAUGAUUACAAUUCGCUUAGAUUCAAGUAAGUUUUUUUUUUUCCUCCUCUAUAUAUGAACAGUUACCAAAUAUAUGAAUAGUUACUAACUGUAAUUUAUUUACAACCAUUUUAAAGGUUAAUAAACCAUCACAUUGGUUUAUAUCACUUAGAAUGGUAUACAGAAAUGUCAUUGGUUUAUAAGAUCAAACAAA
Molecule: messenger RNA, 1193 nt
Organism: Cannabis sativa
Lineage: Eukaryota; Viridiplantae; Streptophyta; Magnoliopsida; Rosales; Cannabaceae
Exons: 2
Coding region: 9-866 (285 amino acids)
Molecular function (GO): zinc ion binding
Source: RefSeq, a predicted model, not a curated record